UCCUCUUUCUCCCUCGAUGCUCCCGCCCAUCUCCAUCUGCCUCCUCAUCGUCGUCACUCUGCACACUGCCUAUCUCAUUGCUCAAGAUCCCCUCCCUCCGCCCAACAGCUCUGCGCCCUCGUCGCAGGUCAAGGGCCUCUACUACGACCGCAGGCUCGACAGCAUGGCCAACAACAUCAAUGCGCCCAGCGCGGCCGAGGGCGGGUUCCGGAGCCAGCUGAACGGCUUCAGAUGGGCACAGGGCCGCACCGACGACAGUGCGGCCGCACCGGCGGGACAGGGCAGCUGGCUCAGCGGCGUAGGCAGCAGCUUGUCGGGCUACGUGCCGCUGCGGAGCGAUCAGCGCACCAACGAGGAGGAGGCAUACAUCUCGCUUUCUCGCUGGGAACGACUGCUUGGUUUCCUGGCGUGCCUGGCAGGGUCAGCGACGUGCUUCCUCCUCGCGUUCCUGUACCUCAUCAACCCGAUUACGUUUGUCACGCGGCCGGACAAGUUCCCACUGGCGUUCAGUCUGGGAAGCGUGCUGUUUAUGAUCGGCUUCUCGGUCCUGACCGGUCCGUUGGCGCAUUUCAAGCACCUCACGUCCAAGGAGCGGUUGCCUUUCACCUUCUCCUACUUCACCUCGCUCGGUCUGACCAUCUACUUCGCUCUCGGUCCGCGCUGGAAGUUGGCCACGCUGCUCGCUGCUGCUGUACAGCUCUGUGCACUUGCUGCGUAUCUCGCACAAUACAUGCCAGGCGGCAUCACGACGCUGCGCUAUGGUGGCAGCAUGCUGUUGCGCGGCGGCGCCAGUCUGCUGCCGUUCUGAGGGGAAGAGCAGUGAUCUAUAGGGCUUGCAUACGUCACUCGCUGGGAUGUCUUCUCUCUCUCGCUCUUCUCCUUUGCUCGCUUCGAGACAAGCCUAAAGCACGCGCCAUUACUAUGCGCUCUCUCGGUCGAUGUGAUGCUUGGCGACGGCGUGAGAGUCAUGCACGCGGGAUGCGGUCUGGGCUCGGCGCGUGCGCGUCCACAUGACGAGCUCGCUCUGCGCUCCGCCUGCGACAUCCAGGCUGCAGUGUGCCUCGCGCAAGGGCCAGACCAGCAGGUUCGUCUCACCGUCACACCGAGGCGAGCGCUCGCACGCAUGCCUCCGCUUGUUCAGAGGCGGCUUCGCCUUCAUACAACGGUCCUCUCAAGGUCCUCUCAAGUCGU
Tilletiopsis washingtonensis is the source of this 1191-nucleotide messenger RNA. RefSeq names its product SFT2-domain-containing protein. Gene Ontology annotation, cellular component: membrane. The record is from RefSeq and is a predicted model, not a curated record. The transcript is spliced from 6 exons. Gene Ontology annotation, biological process: vesicle-mediated transport. Lineage: Eukaryota; Fungi; Basidiomycota; Exobasidiomycetes; Entylomatales. The coding region runs from base 17 to 808 and encodes 263 amino acids.